Alosa alosa (allis shad) is the source of this 2508-nucleotide messenger RNA. RefSeq names its product taxilin beta a (gene txlnba). Bases 147 to 2243 code for a protein of 698 amino acids. The transcript has 10 exons. Gene Ontology annotation, molecular function: syntaxin binding. NCBI's taxonomy places the organism in Eukaryota, Metazoa, Chordata, Actinopteri, Clupeiformes, Clupeidae. The record is from RefSeq and is a predicted model, not a curated record.
GUUGCCUGUUGCAGCUGUUGUUGGAGAUGUUCCCUUAGUUCGGUUGUCUUAGACCCUUCCCUUUUCUCUCUUUCUCUCCUUUGCUUCAGUGAAGUAACUUGCUUCAUCUGUCCUGUAUUCUUACAACGACACUUGAUUCACAAGCCAUGGAGAAAAGUGCUCAGAGUAUAUCAGGAAUCCCAGAUCCAAGGAAUACCCUAACAGCCCAAAUGAAUGGCAGUGAGGAAGAAGACACUGAUCCCAUGGAGAUCUUCAGCCAGCAGCUGGAGGACAUUAUCAAAACAUAUGGGUCUGCAGCCUCACUCAUGGAGCAGCAGAUCUCCAGUUUGGAGGCAGUUGAAGAUAAGGGUGACCAGCAACAGGAUCCGGAAGAAGUAUUUGGAUCUGCUCCAGGGAAUGAAACCGCCCGUCUCAUUCUAAGUCUGGAAAAGGUUAAGUCACCAGAAGACAAAGUGGAGAUCAUCCUGAAGAAGUAUGCUGAGCUGGUGGAGCGUCAGCAGCGAGAGCGGAGGCAGAAUAACAAUCUACAAAAAAAAAGUGAUCAGCUGUUGAUGCAGAAAGAUCAACUCCAAUUUGACCUCAGCCGUGCAAUCCUGGCUCGCACCAAACUAGAGGGCCUCUGCAGAGACCUCCAGGACUACAACAAAACACUGAAGGUUGAGAAUCUCCAAAGGUGUCAGGAGGAUGAGAAAAAAAGAAAGGAGAUCACCACUCACUUUCAAAGCACGCUGACUGACAUCCAGGCUCAGAUAGAAGUGCAUAGCAACCGUAACAACAAGUUGUGUCAAGAGAACUCAGAUCUGGCUGAAAAACUGAACAACAUCAUUCACCAAUAUGAGAAGAGGGAAGAAAGCUUAGAAAAGAUUUUCAAACACCAUGACAUGCAGCAGAAACUGGCUGAUGCCAAAAUUGAGCAGGCCAACAUGUUGCUGAGGGAAGCAGAGGCCAAGCACAAGCGGGAAAAAGAAUAUCUACUUAAAGAGGCAAUUGACAUAACAAAGAAAUGCUACGCAAUGAAGGAGCAGGAGUUGCAAAUGAAGAAACAGCUAGUUUUGUACUCCCAGAAGUUUGAUGAAUUCCAGGCCACACUAGGGAAAAGUAACGAUGUCUACGUCUCUUUCAAACAAGAAAUGGACAAGAUGACAAAGAAGAUGAAAAAGCUGGAAAAAGAAUCAGGCUUCUGGAAAACACGUUUUGAAAGCUGCAACAAGGCCCUCAUGGAGAUGAUUGAGCAGAGAUCUGAGAAAGCAAAGGAAUUUGAGCUUUUUACCAUCAAGGUGGACAAACUUGAGACUUUGUGCAGGGCUCUGCAGGAGGAGAGGAAGGGCCUGUAUGACAAGAUCAGAGGCCUUCGUUUUGACAUGUCUCAACCGGCCGUGCCAGAGGAACCUACUGUCAAAACCUCAGAAGAAAGCCUACAAAGCAAGGGUUUCGGUCUCACUGCCGAGUUGGAUAGGUUAAAUGCCGAGCAGGCCCGAUUGCAUGAAUUUGCUGCCUCUCUUGCUACCUCAAACCUAAAUGAACUAGAGGACUCAGAUGAUGAGGAAGAGUACAAAGAAUGUUCUAUUAAGAUGCCUUCUGUGCCAGUGGAGCCAUUAGGAGCUUCUCCAGUGAAAAAUGUAUCUGAAUCAGGUCCCUGCCACGAAGAGUUGAAGGAAGACACAAUUAAACCAGAUAGUGUUGAAACAGAGAUUGUGUACUCUACAGAACACAAGAUUAUUCCAGCGGUUCCAGAGGUUAAAACAGAGCCAAUUAAACCGCUGGCUCCAUCUGCAAACCCAUUGGAAGCCAAAACAGAGGAACAAGCCUCAGAACAGGUCAAGCAAAAGUAUACAGACACAGAGAAAGCCUGUGAGCAUCAUGCUAGACCAGAGGAGGGUUUGUCGAAGGCAGCUAUGCCAAAUGCAGUUUUACCAAGUGUGUUAAAGGUGGACGCAAACCAACAGGAAUUAAAAAGCCCACAGUCAGUGCAGGAAAACCCAAUACCUGUACCAACAAAGCCAGCGAUAGCUAAAAUGCCAGAGGCAACAGUAGGCACUGUUAACUUACAGGCUGGAAAACAAGAGCGUAAAAAAUCCAAAAUUCCCAAAGAAAAGCCUGUUGUAGAGGGGGCAGUCAUGGCAGAGGAAACAUCACCUAGUCAAGCACAGCCACAGAUUUCCAAGUUACCAUCUGCCAAGCCUCAAGGGAAAAAACAAGGCACCACCAAGAAAAAAAGUCAGCCCAAAAAUGUAAAGAAAUGAUGGAUCACAUGAAUGGAAGUUCUUAUAGUCUUUAUUCAAUCCAGAAGGAGUGGUUUGUCUGAUUGUUUGCGUGUGUGGUGUAGUAACUGUAAGUUUUCUUCUGGAAGUUGAAAAAGCUACACCAGCAUUUUCAUUUUUAUUGUAAUCUGUGGUGUUUGAGAAACCUUUGACAAUGCUGAUUAAACCCAUUUUGAACAUUUAUAUAAUAAAGUGUGCCAUCCUGUCUGGCAUUUAUACAUCUUCCUUUACAUCUGACAAAAAAUAA